GUAACCUAAACAACAAAAAUAAAAAAUAAAUUAACAAGCAUGCUUUUCAAAUCCUGACAAAGCCAUGUCAAUCACAUUCGAAGGAGAGCUUUCAGACAAGCUGCAAGUCAUGGAAGUGAACAAGGACGCAGCAAACCAACUCCAGGAGGCGGUACCCCAAGACGACAAUAGCAAUUUGCCUGCGAAAUGCGAGACAAAGUCUGCUUUUGCUUCCUCCAGCAGCAGCAUCACAAAUAACUCGGGCCCGGAGCCUGAGUUUUACAACAAGGCGCAAAAGUACUGGGCCGAAGUUCCUGCCACAGUUAAUGGAAUGCUCGGCGGCCUCGGUUACAUCAGCGCCAUUGAUAUACAGGGCUCCAGUGUCUUCCUGCGCGAGAUUCGUGUGCCGGGCACAAAGCUGGCCUUGGACUGCGGCGCUGGCAUCGGCAGGGUGACCCGUAACCUGCUCAUCCCGCGCUUCUCCGUUGAUCUAGUGGAGCAGGACCAGGCCUUUGCCGAGAAGGCUCGUGAGUACUGCUCCUCGGAUGAAAUUAUUUCCGGACAGGUGGGCGAGAUCUACAACGUGGGCCUGCAGAAGUUCACGCCCACGCAGCAGUACGACCUUAUAUGGAGCCAAUGGGUGCUGGGUCACCUCACGGACCGCGAUCUGGUGGCCUUCUUUCGCCGCAUUAAGCAAGGACUGGCGCCUGGCGCCUUCUUUUGCCUCAAGGAGAACGUGAGCAGCUCGAAGAAGACGGUGGAAGAUGAGGAGGACUCGUCGGUUACCCGCCCCCUUGAGCAGUAUGAACGUUUCCUUAAGGAAGCCGGGUUUCGAAUUGUGCGUAAAGUUAAGCAGCAAAACUUUCCCAAGGGCCUCUUUCCGGUUUACAUGAUUGCCUGCAAGACCAUCUCCAAGGACUAAAUUAGGUACGAUCUAACUAAAAUAUCAGAGAAGCAAAUCAAUGUCACAAUUACUAGCUAGUCAUAAAAAAUUGUAUCGUUUUUAGCAACGAAUAAAUAAGCUUGUGCAAGCUUUUAGUAGUUCCUUAAAUUUCUGAAUGGUUUUAUAGGAACUACUGUCAU
Molecule: messenger RNA, 1062 nt
Organism: Drosophila kikkawai
Lineage: Eukaryota; Metazoa; Arthropoda; Insecta; Diptera; Drosophilidae
Gene: Ntmt
Product: N-terminal methyltransferase
Biological process (GO): N-terminal protein amino acid methylation
Cellular component (GO): cytoplasm
Molecular function (GO): N-terminal protein N-methyltransferase activity
Source: RefSeq, a predicted model, not a curated record